AUGUCCUCGCCUUUCGCCAUCAACGGCGGCGCCUGCGUGGCAAUGGUGGGCAAGGACUGCGUGGCCAUCGCAUGUGACCUGCGACUCGGUCUGCAAGCACUCACAGUCAGCAACAACUUCCCCAAGAUCUUUCCCUACGGCACAAGCACCUACCUCGGCCUCACGGGUCUGGCAACGGAUGUCAGCACUGUCUCGGAGCUGUUCAGAUACAAGGUCAACAUGUACCGUCUGCGCGAGGAGCGCGACAUCAGCCCUCAGACAUUUGCCAACCUCGUCAGUUCGAGCUUGUACGAGCGUCGCUUUGGACCAUGGUUUGUGAGUCCCGUUGUCGCGGGUAUCAAUGGCACGACAGGGAAGCCUUUCAUCUGCGGCUUCGACAGCAUCGGCUGCAUCGACUUCGCCAAGGACUUCAUCGUCUCUGGUACCGCCUCCGACCAACUCUUCGGUACCUGUGAGGGUCUCUGGGAGCCUGAUCUUGGCCCCGAGGAUCUCUUCGAAACCAUUUCCCAAGCGCUUCUCAACGCCGUCGAUCGUGACGCCCUUUCCGGGUGGGGAGCUCAUGUGUACAUCAUCGAAAAGGACAAGGUUACCAAGCGUCUAUUGAAGGGACGACAGGAUUAG
Molecule: messenger RNA, 621 nt
Organism: Ramularia collo-cygni
Lineage: Eukaryota; Fungi; Ascomycota; Dothideomycetes; Mycosphaerellales; Mycosphaerellaceae
Product: probable 20S proteasome subunit beta3
Exons: 3
Coding region: 1-621 (206 amino acids)
Biological process (GO): proteasome-mediated ubiquitin-dependent protein catabolic process
Cellular component (GO): proteasome core complex; proteasome core complex, beta-subunit complex
Source: RefSeq, a predicted model, not a curated record